Molecule: messenger RNA, 2438 nt
Organism: Danio rerio (zebrafish)
Lineage: Eukaryota; Metazoa; Chordata; Actinopteri; Cypriniformes; Danionidae
Source: RefSeq, a predicted model, not a curated record
AGCGAAGGGUUAAUAUUAGGUUUACUGUACGUAUCCGGGACUGUGUCUAUAGGCUGCGCCUCUCUCUCAGUCAAUGAAGGGUUAAUGUUACUGUACAGAUCCAGGACUGUCUAUAGGCUGCUCGUGUCCACUCGCUCGGUUACUCGCCGCAUGCUACUCUACUUUCCUCAUUCCCUCAGCGGGCACCAGAGAAGAGCGCGGCACCUGCUCUGCGGUCUCUUUCCAGCAUGGAUGCGCUGAAAUCCGCCGGGAGAGCAAUAAUAAAAAGUCCAGGAGUUCCGCGGCACACAUGGGGAACGUCCAAGCAUGAAAAGCUGCCAGAGAACUGGACAGACACCAAAGAGACGCUCCUGGAAGGGAUGGUGUUCAAUGUGAAGUAUCUGGGCAUGACUCUGGUUGGUCAACCUAAAGGAGAAGAAAUGGCAGCGGCUGCCAUCAGGAGGAUUGUAACUACGGCUCGGGCCAGUGCAAAGAAGUUUCGGAAAGUGACCCUCACUGUUUCCCCCAAAGGAAUCAUCAUCGCAGACACAGAGACUAAUGACCUCGUUGAGGACGUGUCCAUUUACAGAAUAUCUUACUGCACAACAGAUAAAACUCAGGAUAAGGUCUUCGCCUACGUCUCCCAAAGCCAGUUCAAUGAAACUCUGGAGUGCCAUGCCUUCCUGUGCCAAAAAAAGAAAAUAGCUCAAGCUGUGACUCUGACAGUUGCACAAGCAUUUAAAAUAGCUCUGGAUCUGUGGGAGAUCGCACAGGAAGACAAAGGCAAGAAAGGUCGCACAUGCUUCUCCUUUUCAGAUCCUGAAUCUCAGCCUGAAUCAGAGCCAAAGAGUGUCACAGAAGAGGAGAAGGCUCAGGCUCUGAUGGAGCACAAACCGAGGAAGCCCUUCUUCCCCUCCUUCCUUUCUCCAUCUCCACGCAGUAGCAACAGGAGACGGCCAAUCAAACAUGACUCCUGGGAUGCAGAAGAUGGCCUCGAUGAUGCCUUCUCAAGCAGUAUGGAGGUGGAGGAGAUGGACGCAGGUAAGUGAGAUUGGCCACGUCCCGCAGCAGAACCCUGUCUGAAGAUGCAGCUGUGAGUCCAGCAGAAGAUCUCCUGUCCUUCAGCAGUGACGACUCAGACUGAACACACACGCACGCGCACACACACAUACACUUUCACCAGCCUGUCAGAAAGAGUCCUGAACACACAACACAUACUGUAAUGUGCAGCUAAUGCCUCAGUGAUGGACUCAUUCACAGCACUGCCACUGAAAACAGCAAACAGCACCACAAAACAGCAGCACAGAUGAGCAUGAUUCAGAAACACAGUAAAACUCUGGAUCUUACAUUAUAAUACUGUAAAUUCAGGGUAGUUACAUGAUGAAACAACAUGUAUGAAACUGCAUGUUCUAUAAAUUAUACUCAAGCAUUUGUGUAAUUGAAUAUAAUGUAAAAAGUGUAAAUCUUUUCAACACAUUGGUGCUAUAUUGUAGAUACUUGGGUUAUUAAAAUACGUACUUGAAAAGAAGACCAAAUGUUCACAGAAAUGCACACAAAACAUUCAGCACAGCAUUCUUCAAGACUCCCACAGCCAUUAUUUUAAUGCCAGAUCACUUUGGUCCUCUCAGUCGAACGCUUUACACUAAGCAAAGCCACGGCAAAGCUCUCUGGUGAGUGUUUAAACAUCAGAGGAUGAACUGUAAGUGUUAAAGACCUUAAUAUGAGCAUUUACAGACUCUACUGUUGUCCAGGACUUCAAUUUGGAACCCUAUUUUUAGAUACGUGUCAGGAUUUUUAGAGCACACUUAACCCUGGGUUAUCAUCACUUUAAACCCCGCGUUUAAACUUCACUAAGCAUUCACAUUUGUGUGUGAAUUGUCUGUUUCCAAACUUUUUUACAAAUAAGUAUUCACCGAAAAUAUUUAUUCCUGAAUGAACCUUGAUUUGCCUGUUUGUUGGAGUGCAAAUUGGCAGGACUAUAGCUGUGUCCAAAAUCACCCCUAUAGCCUUAAACUAAAGUUAAAUUCACAUGUUUUUACUGUACAUCAUGACAUAAAUCUAAGUAAGUUUAGUUUGAAAUAAACAAAUAUACACUGACUCUUUGUUUUUAAAGAGAAAGAUAGUGAAACAUUGAAAACAGUGUUAAACAAUGUUUAAGAUGGAGCGAUAGUGUAUAAAGUGAUUUUUUUUUCCAUGUUUAUAGGCUGAAAAUUAAAUUCAAUCAGCAGUACGUUAACAGUCAAGUCAAAGACUCACAUAACAAAUACGCAAUAAUAAAAACAUUAACCCAGGUUUUAAGAUUGUAGUGUGAAGCCUCAGUGUAUGAAUACACAGUAUUAAUUAUAGACUGGAGCUCUGCACAAGACCUUUGGUCAUAGGAGAAAUGGUCAUGCCCAACUGAGCCUGGUUUCUCUCGAAAUUUUUUGAUUCUUCACUUUUGCCAAUUGGUGAAGUUUUUU